AUGAGUGGUGUUGGAAUAGAUCUUGUUGGAAAUGAGGACUUCUCCAGUCACCUUAGCCUAGACUUUAUACAAAAGAACCAUGUUUCUGUGAAUUCUUUUAGUUUUAAUCAUACUAUACCAUCUACUAUUGUCAAGGUUGUUAAUGGUCUUGACAGUAAGAAAUCCACAGGAACGGUUACGGGUGCCAGAUCACUUCUGCGACUCCUUGAGGACUGGUGUCAGGCCUUGGAUAACAACAAAUACGUUGGUGCCAUCUUGAUGGACUUGUCCAAGUGCAAACGAACCCCAAUAUUGGAUGAUGACAUAGGUACAUCAAGUGUUUAUGCUGUACAAGAUACCGAAGAUAAGGAGGGGGCGCUAUGUUCUGCUGUGGAAAACAAAGAUGCGGAAAAGGUUCUUGAUCUCCUUAAGCUCGGACAUAAAUGUCAUCCGAACAGCAGAAAUAAAGUGACAUGUCUACAUAUAGCCUGUCAGAGAGGUUAUUUGGAUAUCACACGACAUCUUCUGGAUAAUGGAUUUAACAUUGGCGACUUGACGAAGGAUUAUCGGACACCGCUUCAUGAAGCCGUUGACCGUGGUCAUGUCCCUGUGGCAAGAGAAUUGUUGAAGAGAAAAGCCUCGACCGAGCUUAAAGAUAUAUUUUCUCACACCCCGUUGUUCAUUGCCUGUGAGAAUGGUGACACACAAAUGGCUAAAACGCUGUUGCAAUUCGGAGCAAACUUGCAGGCAGAAGAUGCUAUUGGCCAGUCGCCUUUACAUAAGGCCCGCGCUUCCAGCAUCAUCAAGAUCCUUGUUGAGAAAGGGAUGAAAGUAAACACUAAGGGAGAUCGUGGAAACACACCACUUCAUUGUGCAUCGAGCGAUUACGACGCAGAACUUAUUAAGACAUUGUUGUCCUUGGGAGCGGAUCCAACAAUAAGGAAUAAAGAUGGAAAAACUCCGAGAGAUCUCGCAGAACCGCAGUCGUGGCAAUCAGAUCAAACGCCACUUAAAUUACUGAGAGAAGCUGAAUGGAGAUUUGUUCCGAAAAACGCAGGUGAUAAGGAUGAGGACAAAAAUGAGACUGUAAAAUCUGAAGGUGAAAUUCCUCCGACAGUUACCACCACAAUGGAAAAGAACACAAAAGAUAAAGAAAAAGUCGAGACACAGAGAGCGUCGAACAAACCACAACAAGAGAAUAUAUCUGGACAGGACAAAAACAAUCGACUUAAAUGCCAAAGAAACAAAAAGACAAGCCAUCAAACGGCUGCUUUUAAGCAAGAAAAGGCAAAAGCAGAACGAUGGCUUAAAGACGUUUCGGACUGGGAGAUGGGACAGAUUGCAAGUGUUUUGAACAAAAAGCAGGCCAAAUUACUUAGGAAGUUGGUGCCCGUUACGUUGAAACACACUAUCGGGGAAGAUGAGAGAGGCAAUUGCCGAAACGAGUACUUCCACCUACUAAAAGGCGCCCAGUUACGAAACAGGAAAAUGUCAUUUGAUAUUUUCAAGCGGAAAAUAGCCCUGACUAGACCAUACUUUGAAAAGAUGUCCGAGCAGGAGAAGACGUCAAUGGAGAAAGAAAUAGAAAGGCUGCAGCUGAACAAGAUCAGUAUAAGGAAUCUGAGUUUGGUAUCACGGCUGUCAAUGGUAGGCAACAGAGAAUACUUCCUACUGGGAAUCGAGCUUGGUUUGUCCUCGGAGUCUAUGGCUGAGAUACAUUCUCUAAUACAGGAAUCUCUGGCCGAAAGGUGUCACCAGACUCUACGGAAGACAAAGGAAAGAUUUCCCAAGAAAACCUGUGGUGACGUAGUACGAGCCUUUGCCAACCUAGGACUCGAUUAUCGUAAGGCAAUGGAAUUGCUAGAGGGAAGUGAACAUUAUACAGCAAUCACAUACAGCUAG
This is a messenger RNA of Ylistrum balloti, 1881 nucleotides long. RefSeq names its product protein phosphatase 1 regulatory subunit 12B-like. The record is from RefSeq and is a predicted model, not a curated record. The transcript is spliced from 17 exons. Gene Ontology annotation, molecular function: protein binding. Bases 1 to 1881 code for a protein of 626 amino acids. NCBI's taxonomy places the organism in Eukaryota, Metazoa, Mollusca, Bivalvia, Pectinida, Pectinidae. Gene Ontology annotation, cellular component: nucleus; cytoplasm.